CCGGGCAGGGAUCGGGGCCGGGCGGGGGAGGCUCCGAUCCGCGAGCACCCCGCGGGGUCCCGCGUCCGGUGGUCACCCCGCCCCGCCGUGCGCCCCGCGGGGUCCCGCGUCCGGUGGUCACCCCGCCCCGCCGUGCGCCCCGCGGGGUCCCGCGUCCGGUGCUCACCCCGCCCCGCCGUGCGCCCCGCGGGGUCCCCGUGUCUGGUGGUCACCCCGCCCCGCCGUGCGCCCCGCGGGGUCCCCGAGUCCGGUGGUUACCGCCACCUGCCCUGCGCCCCACCCGGGGUCCCCGGCGCCGCGUCCCCGGAGCUAGGCCGGGCGGCCUCCGGCCGACAGACGUCGCUCCCUGGGGCCUGAAGGCGGAAGCCGAAGCCGAAGCCGAAGCCGGAGUCCAGAAUGUUUCUCUGUCUGUGACGGUUUCCAGGCAGCCCCGGCGGAGCGGCUUCUCCUUUCUGCGGCUGGAGGCAGGGAAGGGAGGCCAGUGCGAUCCUAGAGAUUAUUUAUCAGCAACAACAGUAAUAAUUCAACUUAGGACUUACACGCCGGGCAGCCAGCACGACUGUUCCUCUUCCUCGGCUGUAUGUGCGCUGAGAGUCGAGGUCAGGUGGGGAGAGUGCUUGGCUGAGCUGAGCGCAAGGCCAGGUGCUUCACCUGCAGACCCUCCCUGCCCGCAGGAGUGACAGAGGAUACUUGUCACCUUCUCCUUGUCCGGCUGCCCGACCUGACCCCAGGGCCUGUGUUGGGUUCCCACUCUCAUAUCCUUCACCAGCUCCUCACCAUGGAGCAGCUGAGCACAGCAAACACCCGCUUCGCCUUGGACCUGUUCCGCACCCUGAACAAGAGCGAUCCUGCCGGCAACAUCUUCAUCUCCCCCUUCAGCAUUUCAUCAGCGCUGGCCAUGACCUUUCUGGGCGCCAGAGGCAAUACCGCAGCGCAGGUGUCCAAGGCUCUCUAUUUCAAAGGGGUUGAGGAGAUUCAUUCAAGAUUUCAGAGUUUGAAUGCUGAUAUCAACAAACAUGGAGCUCCCUAUAUUCUGAAACUUGCUAACAGGUUAUUUGGAGAGAAAAGCUAUGAUUUCCUCCCUGAGUUCUUAGCUUCAACUCAGAAAAUGUACGGUGCUGAACUGGCCAGUGUGGAUUUUCUGCAGGCCACCGAAGACGCAAGGAAGGCCAUAAACGAGUGGGUCAAAGGGCAGACGGAAGGGAAAAUUCCAGAGCUGUUGGCCUCAGGUACGGUUGAUAGCAUGACUAAGCUGGUGCUGGUGAAUGCCAUCUAUUUCAAAGGAAACUGGCAGGAGAAAUUCAGGAUGGAGGCCACAAAAGAUGCACCUUUCAGACUGAAUAAGAAAGACACAAAAACAGUGAAAAUGAUGUAUCAGAAGAAGAAAUUUCCGUUUGGCUACAUCAAAGACCUUAAGUGCCGGGUGCUGGAACUGCCCUACCAGGGUGAGGACCUCAGCAUGGUCAUCCUGCUGCCGGAUGACAUCCAGGACGAGUCCACGGGUCUGAAGAAGAUUGAGCAACAGCUGACUUUGGAAAAGCUGCGUGAGUGGACCAGACCCGAGAAUCUGGAUCUCCUUGAGGUCAACGUCCAGUUGCCCAGGUUUAGGCUGGAGGAGAGCUACGAGCUCAGCACUCCGCUGGCCUGCCUGGGUGUGCAGGAGCUCUUCACUAGCAAGGCUGACCUGUCCGGCAUGUCGGGAGCCAGAGGCCUCUUCAUAUCGAAGGUGGUCCACCAGUCCUUCGUGGAAGUGAACGAGGAGGGCACGGAGGCGGUGGCUGCCACCGCAAACGUGGCCACCUUCGCCAUGCUGAUGCCGGAGGAGGAUUUCACUGCCGACCAUCCGUUCAUUUUCUUCAUUCGGCACAAUCCCUCUGCUAACAUCCUGUUCCUCGGCAGACUUUCUUCCCCAUAGAGACUAGAAAUACAAGGUCAAGCUUGGAGCGUUUUACCUGCCCUUUCAAUGGUGACCAUUUUCAUAGAUCUUUACCAGUAAAACUACUAUCCAAAAAUGAAUCUUUAAUCUCCUUUGUAAGCUCAGUUCUGUUGGCUGGUUACACCCAUUAACUUGGCAUGGGUAUCUGUUCUUCUUUUUUUAUGCUAAAAAAAAUCCAGUGAUUUCUUUUGAAUGCAUCAAGUUAAAAAAAGAAAGAAAAAAAUCAGACGAUUCUUGACAACGUAGAAAUCUAUGAAGUUGCUAUACUUUCCUGAGAGCCGGGGGGAACACGGUCACUCUGUCAUCUGUUUUACAGAUAGACUUUUGGAAGCCGUAAUAUAGAGACACCCUGAUUGUUGAAGGGAGGCUUAAAAACAGAUAUUCAAUUGAAAUACCGCAGAGCGCCCCAAUUAAGGGUCUGCGUUAUGAAGACAGACUUGCCUUGGCAAUGUCUCUGACCCUGUGUUCUGCAGGAUUUGUAUCCCAUUACAGCCCUCCAGGUUUCAAACUAUCAAAGAGCCACCUGGUGAUAACCUAACCCCUCCAAUUUUUUGUUCUCCCUUUUCCCUCCUGAUAUGAGUUGGUGUGGGAUCACAAGGAAUCAAGCAGUAGGUGUCUUACCAUGAAAGAUGCCAAGGAAUGACAAAAAUAAAAAUGUCGUAGGAGAUACUAUUAAGCAAAGAAGUGGCGCAGAGAUCUCACUGUUUACCGGCUUCUGCCGUGUUUUCUGAUAAAGGCUCUUGACGUCCAUAAUACGGUACAGGUUUUUAUGGUAAUGGGACGGCUUUAUGCAACGCUGUGGUGGGAGAUGGGGUGAGGAUGUACUCUGAUUAAUAUAACCCUUUGUCAAUGCACUCCUUGGAAGGGGGCGUGAAAUGCUGCAUCUCUGUGCUCCCCAAAGCUGGUGGGCUGGUUAAUAAAGUUUCCUAAGAUUCUGCAAACCA
Balaenoptera musculus (blue whale) is the source of this 2880-nucleotide messenger RNA. It is a transcript of the gene SERPINB1, whose product is annotated as serpin family B member 1. NCBI's taxonomy places the organism in Eukaryota, Metazoa, Chordata, Mammalia, Artiodactyla, Balaenopteridae. Gene Ontology annotation, biological process: negative regulation of endopeptidase activity. The record is from RefSeq and is a predicted model, not a curated record. Gene Ontology annotation, molecular function: serine-type endopeptidase inhibitor activity. Bases 779 to 1915 code for a protein of 378 amino acids. The transcript has 7 exons.